Messenger RNA from Hermetia illucens (black soldier fly), 4552 nucleotides. RefSeq names its product very low-density lipoprotein receptor-like. Lineage: Eukaryota; Metazoa; Arthropoda; Insecta; Diptera; Stratiomyidae. Gene Ontology annotation, molecular function: protein binding; calcium ion binding. Bases 730 to 3861 code for a protein of 1043 amino acids. The record is from RefSeq and is a predicted model, not a curated record. The transcript is spliced from 16 exons.
GUUAGGGUGUCAGCUUUAGAAAAAUUGUUCGUUGCUUUAGUUUUUCUCAGCACAUGUUCGAGGUUGUAUCUAAAUUCGUGUAUUGUAUGUAUCUAUUUACUGUAUGCGUUCUUUUAGCGGAGAUUCGUCGCGUUGCGUGAAAGGGAUCUGUACUUGUGCUCACUGAACAUUCUUCUCGACUACGUUUGCUAGUGGCACCGAAUUUCAGCUGAGACGUAGCGUGAAAUUUUGUUUGGUUCUGCGCAUAACUGUUAUUUGUAAGGUUAUACACCGUCAUUCAUACUAUCUAUUCGCUGAGUACGUGUAAUCACGCUAGAUUUAUUCGUGGCCGUGUGGGUAUUUUCUUGAAAAGUAAAUCACGUCUAAUUCGCAUACUAUCGAAAUCGAUACCGGCUUAAGGAGUUGGAUAUUUCGCGUUUGAAAAUUUUGCGCGCGUAUUGUGAACUGGCUGGUGAUUCAGGGCUACGACACCGGAGGCUAGUGGGAGCGUGAGUAAUACCGUAUGGUGUAGUGUGAAAGUACAGUGUAAUUUCUUCCUUAAAAAUCGUCUUACCUAUGUGGUCCUUAAAUUAAAAAUUUGUGCUCCCCGUUUUAUCCGAAGUUCGGCGUUGAUUCUUGUGUCUCUAGUGAAGGAGUUUUCGUGAACCAAAAGUGCUCAUAGUGUCCCCUGUCUAGUGAAUUCAUUUCGAAUUGGAUACUCAAGCCCCAAGUUUACGAGUUCACAAGAAUAUGGUGAAAAUUUUUGGACUGCCUCUUGGCCAUACCAGUAGCAGUCCUUCUGCAACCACAGCAUCCGGAGCAUCAACCGCAGCACCGAUAAUUCGUCAGCUCUAUGCCUUACUGUUUGUCUGUGUUGCCAAUGCCUUCGUAGUGCGAGCCUCAGCUGGUCAAUCCAAUGCAACACCAACGGCGGCAGUGACACCUUCGCAAACACCGCAAACGCCUACAGCACCGGUGACAAUUAGCAACUACCCCGCUGGGACAUUUGGCGCCAAGUUAUUGGAUACCUUGAACUUCUUGAAUGUUUCCGGAAAAGCGGGAACUGCUCUUGGACUAACUCAAUACGUCCAAGCCAAUUGCCAAGAAAAACAAUUUCGUUGUGGAAAUAAUGUUUGCAUUCACAUAAAUUUUGUUUGUGACAAUGAUCCGGAUUGCGAUGAUAAUAGCGACGAAUUAAUUGCGGAAUGUCAUAAUCCAGCCAAAACAUGCAAAACAGACGAAUUCCAAUGUGCAGCAGGAAACUGCAUACCACGGAGGUUUGUUUGCGAUCAGGAAAGGGACUGCAGCGAUGGAUCCGAUGAAAGUUCCCUAAUUUGCAAUUUUCAAUUGCUAGCCAUCUUUCCACAAAGUUUCAUUUGCAAAAUUGAUGGCGAAAUUAUACCCCGUAGCUGGGUAUGCGAUGGAAUGACCGAUUGUUCGGAUCAUACAGAUGAAGGGAAUUGCGAAACCAAAACAUGCUCAGUUGAGGAGUUCAGCUGCAAAACAGGAGACGGAGAAUGCAUACCACUAGCAUGGGUGUGUGACGAGAGCAAGGAUUGUUCAGAUGGUUCCGACGAGGCAUCAUGCAAUGAAACAUGUCGUUCGGAUGAAUUUGCCUGCAGCAAUGGCCGGUGUAUCCAGAAACGAUGGGUGUGUGACAUGGAUGACGACUGUGGAGAUGGAAGUGACGAAAAAAACUGUGAACCCACAGUGUGUAGCAAAACCAAAGAAUUCACCUGCGCAAAUGGCGCAUGUGUAUCGAAAAAAUGGCGUUGUGAUGGUGAUCCCGAUUGUUUGGAUGGUUCCGAUGAGCUGAAUUGUCCAAAGAACACCACUCGUACCCUGGGAGCGUGCGUUGCCAAGGAACACCUCUGCAAUGAUCGAGUUACUUGCAUCCAUCAAUCAUGGGUAUGUGACGGUGAUUCCGAUUGUCCUGGAGGAGAAGAUGAAAUGCCGCCACUUUGUAAAAACGUCACAUGCAGGGAGGACCAGUAUCAAUGCAAGGACAACACCUGCAUCCCAGGAUAUAUGUAUUGUAAUGGGAAGCGGGAUUGCAAGGAUGGAAGCGACGAAAUUGGAUGCUCCGUUGGAAAGACGACGGUUUGCAAUGAAACAACAGAAUUCAGUUGCGGUGGAGGUGCAUGCAUACCUUGGUCUAAAGUUUGCGAUAAGCAUCCUGACUGCCCAAAUAUGGAGGACGAGCCAUUGGAUAAGUGCAACGUGAACGAAUGCGAAGCCAACAAUGGAGGAUGCACACAACGCUGCAUCGAUUUGCCGAUUGGAUGGCGUUGCCAGUGCCAUAAUGGAUACAAAUUAAUCGACAACAAGACCUGCGUUGAUAUAAAUGAGUGCGAAAUUCCUGGCGCCUGCUCACAAAUUUGCAUAAAUGAAGUGGGGACAUUCAAGUGUGAAUGCGAUCCGGGCUACAUGCGAGAUCCGCGAAACCAUACACGCUGCAAAGCGACCGAAGGACAUGCCUCCCUGCUAUUCGCGAGACGUAACGACAUCCGCAAAAUUGCUCUGGACCAUCCUGAAAUUACAUCCAUUGUCAACGAUACAAAGUCAGCGACUGCUCUUGAUUACGUUUUCCGAACGGGGAUGAUAUUCUGGAGUGAUGUCUCCACCCAAAGGAUAUACAAGGCCCCCAUUGAUGAAGGAAGUGACAAAUCCGUUGUCCUGCGGAACCAUUCUGUAACUUCCGAUGGCCUGGCUGUGGACUGGAUUUACAAUCACGUCUAUUUCACUGACACUCUGAAGUGCACAAUUGAACUGACUAACUUUGAUGGAAAUAUGGGAAAAGUUCUUAUCGAAGACAAUUUGGAUAUCCCUCGUGCGGUGGCUGUGGAUCCAGUUGAAGGAUGGAUGUAUUGGUCAGAUUGGGGGGCAACCCCUAAGAUCGAACGUGCCGGAAUGGAUGGUACUCACCGUCAGGCAAUUGUAACCUACGAUGUAAAAUGGCCAAAUGGAUUAACCCUGGAUCUGGUGCUGAAGCGUGUCUAUUGGGUUGAUGCAAAACUCAAUACCAUUUCAUCCUGCAACUACGACGGUUCGCAGCGUCGUCUCGUUUUGUAUUCGAUAGAUGCGCUAAGGCAUCCUUUCUCCAUUACAACGUUCGAGGAUUAUGUUUACUGGACAGACUGGGAUAAACAGACCGUUUACAAAGCGAAUAAAUUCAACGGAGAAGAUUUAGAGCCCGUGACAGCAUUACAUAUGCUCCAACAUCCGAUGACGAUCCACGUCUAUCAUCCAUACAGACAACCGGAUAGUCCGAACUACUGUCAGUCUGUCAACGGACAUUGUUCGCAUUUAUGUUUACCUGCCCCCAGAAUUUCAGAGCGUAGUCCUCGCAUCACAUGCGCCUGUCCAACAGGUUUGAAACUUAUGUCAGAUGGUCUAAUGUGUGUUGAAGAUGCUACUUCGACAACAGAAUCGCCUGCUAGGAAAGCGUCCUCAUCGUCUAGUAGCUCCACCGGUCGUCAUAAUAGUUCAUCUAUGUUCAGUGAAAAAGAUAGAUUGUUGCAUGAUGGUGAUAAUAUGAAAACUAAUGAAAGUUUUUACAAUCAUGGUGCGCGACCAGGGUCAAAUGUAUCGCAUCCAGAUGGAACCAUUGUACAUCCGGCCAAGGAGAAUAAUCAAAGCGCCAUAUUGAUGAUAACUUUCGGUAUAGCGGGAAUCGUAAUGGCAGUAGUUAUUGUUUCCUACUUCAGCUAUAGGCACUGUAACCGACGGAAUCUUACAUCAAUCAACUUCGAUAAUCCUGUUUACCGUAAGACCACUGAGGGUCAAUCAAUUAACAUGGAGAAGAGCAAAACCAGCUAUCCCAGUACUGUGGACGAAGAGAUCCUUGAACCGUUGAACACCUCCGGAACCGAGUGUGUUUAGUACCGGAAGCACCGCUGGCGUAGUAAAGGCAACCAACCACGUUGUUUAAAGGUGAUAUGUAGCGUUUAAGUUUUCCUCGCCCCGGGUAAUAGUUUUCGAAGCAGAAAAAUGCAUCUAAAUUCGAUUUUCGGCCCCUUAGUUCUGUCAAUCUAUCUGAUUUGAUACACAACGCAACCUUUCCCAUCGGAACAAAUCACGGUCUAAAUUCUUUCAAACUCCAGCAGUAAACAACGCCUAAAUGUAAAACACAGAGGCCAAUAACAUGUAGAAAUUAAGUCUUCAAAAAAAGAUAUUUAUUUGUUUAUAGUGCGCUUUAUGCUUCUUUAGAGUAACUAAAUGCAUCAAAUGGAGAUAUUCUUUUCAAAGGGAACUCAUUCGCGAAAAGUAAAGUACUUUGGACAAAAAAAUUCAAAAUUUCUAAUGAAAAAAUAGAUUUGUACGAAUGCGGAUUAAAUUUCCCUUCCCAAUUGUUUGUAGAUUGUGUGAUGAUAGUUGUUUAGUUGUAAAAUAGCAAAAAAUUUAAAGAAGAUACGCAAACUUUUUAAAAGGAACUUUGUUAACUUUUCUGAUACAUAAGUGAAUGUAUACACGAAACUCUAAAUUAACAGGAGAAAGGAUAGUAAAUAAUAUUAACUUCAUUUGUAUUUCAAACAAAAUAAAAUUUUCAAAAUAUCCGAGUAAGUGAAAAAGA